AUGCGGUCAUUCACAUUGCCCAUCCUCUUUGCAGGCUCCGCCGCAGCACGAACGUUCAAUCUCGAGACCCGCGCCGACGGCUGCAAGGAUGUUCACAUCUUCUUGGCCAAGGGAAACAACGAGCCCUACCCAGGGCGUCAGGGAAAGCUCGUAAACGCCAUCUGCGACGGUCUCCCCAGCUGCGACUACGAGGAUAUCCUGUUCAACAACCCCGGCGGCUCUGACUACUGUGUUGCUACCAACGAGGGCAUGGUCAACGGAAAGGCCCAGGUUAUCGCCUACAACGAGAAGUGCCCUGACUCGAAGCUGGUGCUCAGUGGUUUCUCUCAGGGUGGUGAUGUCGUGAGCAGCAUCCUGGCCGGAGGAGGUGGUGACAUCUUUGGAUGCACAUAUCCUGCCACCACUCCCCUCGGUGCUUCAUCCAAGGCUGGCAAGCAGAUUGCCGCUGCUAUGACCUUUGGUGAUGUCCGUCAUACUGCUAACCAGCCCUGGAAUGUCCUCGACGGUGCUUCUGGCCAAGGUGUUGUCCCCCGUACCCCCGAUAUGCUUGCUGAGCUCGCUCGAUAUGGAGCUACCUUCCGCGACUACUGCAAUGCCGGCGAUGGUGUUUGUGGCGACGGUAAUGUUGUCGAUGAGCACUUGAACUACUUUGACAAGUACAGCAACAUCGCUGCUGAGUUUGUUCACGAGCGUCUCCGUGCCGUCUCUGGUCCUGCAUCAACCUCCACAUCUGCCUCCUCCGCAGUCUCUACCAGCAAGACUCCCGGCGCCACCAACUCAGUUGCAUCCAGCACUUUCAGCCACCCCAACAAUGCCACCGUCACCACUGGCCACAACGCCGGAACCACUUCUGCUCCUGAUGUCUCGGUCACUGUCCCCCACCACGGCAACAACCCUGGAGUUACCUCGCGGCCCGCGCCCAUCACCACCGUCAUCACCCAGACCCUGACUGUCACCGAGGACUGCGAAUCAAAGGGCUCGACCUUCUUCGAGACCGUCACCCUCACCGCCAAGUGCCCCAUCUGCACCAAGAUCCCCGAGUACGCCACCGUCACCGACCUGUAUGAGGGCCCGACCACCACCGGCACCCAGGGAGCGUUCGUCAGCAACGGCAACCACUUCCCCGUCCAGACCGGCACCGCUCAGCCCGGCAACGGCCCCAAGUGGACCACCUUCACCACCGCCGGACAGGUCACCACUGCCUACAUCCCCGGAGGUUCUGCUCAGCCCAGCUCCGGUCUUGGCGGCAAGCCUGGAAACUCGGACAGCAAUGGCAACGGUCCCGAGUCCCCUACCAAGCCUUCUUCCGCUUCAGGCAACUCGCCCGCUGCUCCCAGCGCUCCUGUGAGUGGCGCAGCUACCAUGCUUCCCCAUUUCGCGGGAGCUAUUGCUGUUGUUUUAGCCAUGAUGGCUUUCUAA
Molecule: messenger RNA, 1419 nt
Organism: Clonostachys rhizophaga
Lineage: Eukaryota; Fungi; Ascomycota; Sordariomycetes; Hypocreales; Bionectriaceae
Source: the annotation of a GenBank genome assembly